Didymosphaeria variabile is the source of this 2010-nucleotide messenger RNA. RefSeq lists its product as uncharacterized. The transcript has 3 exons. Gene Ontology annotation, biological process: cysteinyl-tRNA aminoacylation. The record is from RefSeq and is a predicted model, not a curated record. Gene Ontology annotation, cellular component: cytoplasm. Lineage: Eukaryota; Fungi; Ascomycota; Dothideomycetes; Pleosporales; Didymosphaeriaceae. Bases 1 to 2010 code for a protein of 669 amino acids. Gene Ontology annotation, molecular function: cysteine-tRNA ligase activity; ATP binding.
AUGGCUUCCGACGGUCGCAAACAGCCGCCAUGGACUCCCCCCCAAGCCCAACCUAAUGCCCAGCUACCCCAACUGAGAAUCUACAAUAGCCUAACGAGGAACAAGGAUGCCUUUGUCCCAGUCGAUCCGAUGGGAGAGGUGGUGACGUGGUACGCGUGUGGCCCGACAGUUUACGAAGAUGCCCGUCUAGGCCAUGCUAAGAAUUACAUCUCAACCGACAUCAUCCGCCGAAUCAUGAAGGAUUACUUCGGCUUCCGUGUGAAGUUCGUUAUGAAUACAACCGAUAUCGACGACAAAAUCAUUCUCCAGGGCCGCCAACAGUACCUGCUCGCGCGCUUCAAGCAGGAGCAUGCCUCCGAGGACGACUCGGUGAGCGAUUCGGUUUUGGCAGAGGCCAAAGCCGCAUUCCGCCACUACAUCGGCAAAAACCUUCCGACUCUACCCUCAAGUACGAGCCCUGAGACUUAUUCCGAGGCAGUAGAGAAGGCAUAUAAGGAGAAGGUCAAGCCUCCAUCUCUGGCCGACCCCGCGGCAGCAAAAGAAGGCGAAGCCGUUACUAUCGCCGAUUUACUGCUACGUGCCCACAUUAGAACGGCACGGUCGGCUGCCGAGGCCCUGCAAGCCCCAGGAAAGCUGCCUCGUUUUUUUGCCAAAACGAACGAUAUCUUGCUCCCAUAUCUUGAUGCUCUGCAUGGUGCAGAGAUGGAUUCCAAUAACCACGAAGUCUACCUAGAGCUGUCCCAGAAAUUCGAACGCCGCUUCUUUAAGGUUAUGGAAGCACUUAACGUCUUGGCCCCCGAUCAACUAACUCGUGUGACUAAAUAUGUCCCACCCAUUGUCCGCUUCAUCGAGCAGAUCGUGGCAAACGGCUUUGGAUACGCUACCGCUGACGGCUCCGUAUAUUUUGACAUUGACUCAUUUGAGGCGGCUGGGCACAGUUAUUCCCGGCUGCAACCGAUCCGAGGCUUGAAGAUGAGCAAGAGCCUCAAGAACUACACGACCAUAAGGACAGUUCUCUCUGAAGAAGAUUGGAGUGCACGUUCUCUCCGAAUUUGCUUUCUCCUUAUGCCUUGGCAAGAUGGCAUCGAGGUAACAGACGAGCUUAUGAAGGCCGUAGUCGGCUGGGAAGGCAAGCUCAACAACUUCUUCUUAAAGAGCUUGGACCUUUGGCAACGUUCACGUUCUAGUCCCAACACUACGUCAAUACAAGAGCCUGGCAUCGCAGAUCAGCAACUUUUAAGUGCCCUGGAUAAGGCGAAAACCCAAGUCGAUGCAGCUCUUUGCGAUUCCUUCAACACCUCGUCUGUCAUGAGAAUUCUCUCCGAUCUUGUUACGGAGUCUAACUCGGUAGAUACACUUUCAGAUCAGACUGUCUUCUUACUCGCUCGAUGGGUAACGCGGAUUGUCACCAUAGUCGGCCUGGAUCCUGAGGGAGAUCUCAACGACCUUGAUCGCAUAGGCUUAGUUGAUUAUACAGCUAUAGUAAAGCUCACCAACGAUAUUACAAUCGCGGCGUCAACGCCGGUAAUUAAGUCUUCUAAACCAUACGAUCAGGUGCUACAGCAGUUCCGCAUCAACGUCAAGGCUCUUGCGGCCCAGCAAGCGCCUCCUAAAGACCUGCUCGCAUUAUGCGACCAGCUCCGCGACGUACACCUCUGGAACCUAGGCAUCUAUCUUGAGGACCGUAACAGCCCCCAGCCUGCUUUGGUCCGACCCCUCGAUAAGUCGCUCGUAGAGGCGCGCGCGGAGCGGGAGUCAGCUAGCGCUGCAAAAGCGAAGGCUAAGUUAGAACGAGAGGCCAGAGAGGCUAAGAGGGAGAAGGAAUUACGCGAGCGAGCCAAGAUCGACCCCCUGCUAAUGUUCAGGACUUUAGACGAGUACUCGGAAUGGGACGAAAGUGGCAUCCCAACCGUGGAUGCCGCAGGGAGUGCGGUGACUAAGAGCAAGCGCAAGAAGCUGGUCAAAGAGUGGGAGAAACAGAAAAAGAUGCACGAGGAAUGGAACCUGUAA